This is a messenger RNA of Photinus pyralis (common eastern firefly), 2163 nucleotides long. RefSeq lists its product as uncharacterized. Gene Ontology annotation, biological process: proteolysis. NCBI's taxonomy places the organism in Eukaryota, Metazoa, Arthropoda, Insecta, Coleoptera, Lampyridae. The record is from RefSeq and is a predicted model, not a curated record. The transcript has a single exon. Gene Ontology annotation, molecular function: zinc ion binding; nucleic acid binding; aspartic-type endopeptidase activity. The coding region runs from base 1 to 2163 and encodes 720 amino acids.
AUGGAUGAGGGCCCUGAAUUGGAUUACAAAACUCAAUUGCUUGAGCAGCAAAGACUAAUCACGCAAUUAUUGCAAUUGCAAUUACGGAACAAUAACGCGAGUGACGCGACCGCCAAUAUAUCGCAACAUUCGUCAUUAUCGGUGCCGGUACCGCCGCCAUCUGAAUUUACGUUUCAAGCUGAAGAUUGGAGCGAAUGGAAAACGCGAAUUUUACGAUUCAAACGUAUUGCAUUGGCGAACUAUAGUAGUGAACAGCAAGUGGACUACCUUGUGGGAUAUGUGGGUGGUAAAGCUGAGAACAUUUUGAAAUCUUUUCAUUUGAGCAACGAGGAACUCAAAGAUUUUGAAAUUGUCUUUAGCAAAUUCGACAAUUAUUUCGUGUUAAAGAAAAACUUAGUGUACGAACGUGUACGGUUUUUACAACGCGCGCAGAAUAACAAAGAAUCAUGUGAUAUUUUCAUCACAGAUUUGACCAAUUUAGCACAAACCUGUGAAUGGGGUACAAUGGAAGCUGAGAUGAUAAAGCUUCGCAUAAUUGCUGGACUAGCUGAUAACCGACUGUCAGUUCAAUUACAAGCCAAGCCGGACGAUUCUUUGGAAGAAAUCAUCAGGAAAAUAAGGUUAGCCGAAUCAUUGAAAAAACAACAGACCGUCAUACGAGCAAGUGGCCCAAACCCCGAGACUAGUACAUCCGAGCAAAUUGAUGCAGAGGUAAACUACGUCCACAGGGGUACUAAACCGAAAAAUACUCAGCAGAAAUACAACAGUAAUGCUACAAGAAACUUAGGUAGUGGGAAAACGUUUCAGAAAAACAGAGACAACCCACAACCACAAGAGGAGAAGGAGUGCCGAAAAUGUGGAUUAAGCCCCCGGCACGCAUUUACAGAUUGCCCUGCGAGAAACGACUUCUGCAGAUCAUGUAACAGGAAUGGCCAUUGGGCAGCAAAAUGUCCGUCCCGCAAUAUGCAGCAUCAAACCAACUCAAAAAGUAGAUACGAAGCUAAAAAGGUUGCCGCAGUAGAGAUAAAGAACAACUCUGGGGUAAGUGAAGGCGAUUUAUUCUUUUUGGGAUCGAUACAAACUCAAUGCUGUGAACCCUGGCAAGCUAUAGUUAAUGUCAGUGGAGUGCCUAUAAAUUUUAAAAUUGAUACGGGAGCAGAUGUUACAGUAUUAAAAGCGGAGUUAUUGCCCAAAUUUAAACAUACACAAUUAGACUCUCCCCAGAGACCCUUGUUGUCCGCUUCGGGUGACAAAAUUAAUGUCAAAGGUACAUUUGAAGUAAAUAUGUUCUAUAAAGACAGAAUCCACAGCACUGAGGUUUAUGUUGUUGAGAACCUACACGCUAACUUGUUAAGUCGCGAUGCCAUAGAAGCAUUGGGGAUGCUAUCAUGGGCAAGCUCGAUAACCAUUCAAGAUAAUUUCCCUCAACUGUUCCAAGGAAUAGGUGACCUUGGAAAACAGUAUACAAUUGAGUUGAAACAGGAUUCUAAACCAUUUUCAAUCGCUACCCCGCGAAGAGUAGCGAUCCAUUUACGCGACGCGGUCAAAGAGAAUUUGGAAGCGUUAGAAAAACAGAAUAUCAUCUUUAAGGUCUCUCAACCCACCCGGUGGUGUGCGCCUAUGGUGGCCGUUCCGAAAAAGGACGGUAAAGUUCGUAUAUGUGUGGACUAUUCCAUGCUAAAUAAAUGUGUUCUUACGGAAAAGCUCGUUUUACCUGAUAUAAGUGAAGCAUUAGCACAAAUAGGUCCCAAUGCAAAUUUUUUCUCAAAAAUAGACGCCACUGCAGGAUUUUAUCAUGUUUCGUUAGAUCCACAAUCUCAACUCCUAACAACUUUUAUAAGCCCCUUCGGUCGUUGGGCGUUCAAAAAGUUACCCAUGGGUAUCACGUCCGCCCCAGAGAGGUUUCAAAGAGAGAUGUGGGAAGCCCUAGAAGGUCUCGACGGUAUAAUCAACGUAGCCGACGAUACGCUUGUAUUCGGCAGUACGCGAGAAGAACAUGAUCGUAGACUUCAACUCGUAUUGCAACGGUGUUCGGAGAAAGGUAUAAAACUCAACAAGGACAAAUGUAUUUUCGGAGUUAAGUCACUUACCUUUCUUGGUUUUAUAAUAUCAAACAAGGGUGUAGGAAUAGAUCCUCAAAAGAAGUCUGACGGAAGAGACUGA